This is a messenger RNA of Oryzias latipes (Japanese medaka), 2368 nucleotides long. It is a transcript of the gene mfsd6l, whose product is annotated as major facilitator superfamily domain containing 6-like. NCBI's taxonomy places the organism in Eukaryota, Metazoa, Chordata, Actinopteri, Beloniformes, Adrianichthyidae. Gene Ontology annotation, cellular component: membrane. The record is from RefSeq and is a predicted model, not a curated record.
GCGCCACUGGGGGGCGCUAUAGUCAUGGAAAACAGCUUGAGCUGAAAGUGUAGUUUGUACAGGUGUUCAUACGUGGUCACAAACACACAAACGGGUGGAAGUAAGGUGGGGAACCGAGGAUGACCAGGAGAACACUUUAAAAUAUACUUUUCAAAGGCAGAGGAGAGCCAUGAAGAGGACCAAACAGAUCGACAUCAGUCAGGCCCUGGCCCUCUCCGGCACCUUCAGCUUCCUGUGCUCCUGCUCCAAAGCCAGCCUGCUCCCCUUCCUCACCCUCUACUUUCGCCAUCUGGGCCUGUCCCCUGCCAUGACGGGCGUCGUCAUGGGAACCCAACACUGCAUAACGCUGGUGUGGAGCCCUCUGUCCGCUCUGCUCUGCAGGCACUACAACAAGAGGCGGGUGGUGAUCAGCUGCUCCCUGGUGCUCUCCGCUCUCAUUGCUCUUCUGCUGUUAUUGGUCCCGCCCACAGAUGUGUCGGGCUCACGGUUCUGCAACGCCUCCAACCUGAGGGUGGAGCCAAAUGACAGCCUGGCUGAGGAGCUGCAAGUGACCAGGGCUGGACCUCAGUCAUGGACCACAGUGCAUCUAAAGGCUCCUGUCAGCUGGACAAACACGUCUGUGACGAGGAGCGAAGCUUUACCUCGCCAGAACGCCACAAAAGAGCCGCAGGCUCAGCCGUCUGCACAAAACACACCAGUGCUGCUCAGUAGUGUCACAAACCCAACCAGGAAUUCCUCUGCUCUGCAUUCUAGCAUCAACUCAUCUGCAGAGCCGCUGAGACUGAAGAGGUCAGAGUUCAUUUCCAGCAAACCCGAAGAGAAAAAACGGGUCAGUUUGGAUUUUCUGUCCAGCCUGAAAGAAAUGGAUGUUCAGACCCAGCUCUUCUUCCUCCUCCUCUUCAUCGUGUCCGCAUGGGAGUUUGUGGCGGCUCCCCUGGAAUGGGUGGUGGACGACGGGCUCUUCGAGUAUUUAGACUUUGCAGACAUGUCGGACCGUCACAGCAGCAGGGAGCUGUGGGCUCUUCUCGGGGGGGCCUUCGGGGUGGGUGUGAGCGGUUUGCUGGUCAGCCAGCUGAGCUGCGUCCUCGCUGCUGAAACCCCCCGGAGCGCGGUGCAUUUCUACACCUACGCCGGCCUGGCGGUUGUGGCCCUACCCGCCGCCGUCUACCACCCUCUCUAUCUGAACAGAAAACGGCAGCGAGCCGGGGGGCUCCUGAAGGCCGUGCAGCUGGUGCAGGGCUCCCCCCGCGCUCUGCUUUGCGCCCUCACAGUCUUCCUGGUGGGGGCAGCCGGCUCGGCGGUGGACAACUUCCUCCUUUGGCAGAUGCAGGAUCACUGCAGCAGCGAGCUGCACAUGGGGCUCUCUCUGUCCCUCGCUCUGCUCUCACAGGCAGCCUUCCCCCUCCUGGCUGGCUGGGCUUUAAAGCUCCUCAGUCCUGGGAGGAUUCUUGUUGUGGGGGCCGCCAGCCUGGGGUUACAGUGCUUCUACUAUUCUUUCCUCUGGGGGGCCUGGGCGGCUCUACCUGCACAAGUGCUCAGCUGUUUCAGCAAGGGCGCCCUCUGGUGGGCUGUGAGGGUCCACUGCGGGGACCUGGCCGUGCCGGGGGCAGAGAGGAGUGUGAGGAGGGUCUACAUGUCCUUGGCUCUGCCUUUGGGAAGCGGGGUGGGGAGUUUUGCUGGGGGGUUUGUGGCACAGAGGUUUGGGCUGACGUGGCUGUUCAGAAGCGUGGCGGUGGGCUUGAUGGCGUGGUGCACAUGUCUGCCUCUGCUUCAGUGGAGAGCUCCUCAGCAGCGCAGGAUCAACUACUCGCGCCUGCUGGCGGCAGACGGGAGCGACGCCACCGACUCCGAAUCUGAGCAGGAGAGAGACUGGCUGGAUAAAGCAAUGGAGGAGGACAGGAGUAACAACAACAGCAGGAGAACCAGCCAUUAAAAGUGAUGCAUAAACAGACUUUGACCUCAAUAUUGGAUAAUAAAAGGGUUUCCCGCAUGGAAGUGCAUACAUUCCCAUCAGAUUAGAAGAAUUUAAAGCAGAGACACAUUUCUGCCCUGAAAGUGCAAAUGGGCAUUUAAGCCUCCUCAGAAUAUUUGCAGCCACCGUUUUAAUGUAAACAUCUUUGGGGUGUGGAGACCAAAUGUGCUUUCCACGAUCAGCAGCUGCAGCAUCAAGACAGUAAAGACAUUAAAGCCUCCUGAAAGGCUCUGCAAACAGCAGACGUGUGCAGAAAGUCUGGUUGGACUGGCUUGUCAUUGGGCUGCUCCACGCCCUAAGGUGCUGCUUAUCUCCUGCAGAAAUCCUCUAAAGCAUUGCUGUCUUUGGACACUAAACUGUGAAAUGAAAAGGAUUAAAGAAUCUGGUAAACACCCA